Messenger RNA from Phycomyces blakesleeanus NRRL 1555(-), 807 nucleotides. RefSeq lists its product as hypothetical. The transcript is spliced from 5 exons. Bases 1 to 807 code for a protein of 268 amino acids. NCBI's taxonomy places the organism in Eukaryota, Fungi, Mucoromycota, Mucoromycetes, Mucorales, Phycomycetaceae. The record is from RefSeq and is a predicted model, not a curated record.
AUGGAACACAAUACUAUUCCAAUUCGUCAAUCAACCCUCGAUUCCAUUGCAUUAUUAGAUUAUAUCAUUCAAUCGCCCGGGACAUUAUCUGAAUUAUUCGCAACCGACCGACCACUUUUUUCCCUCCAACAACAACACAUAAUCCACGCAACAGUUUCUCAUCAGACUCAACCUACUCUAGACGAAAUAAAGCGACAGACGGAACAUGCAUUGAAUUUAGUGCAUUCACUUAAACGAGACAUUGCAGAAACAGAGCUUAGUCCGGCGUCCCAAAAUGGGGCCAUAGCAACAAAAACUGCAUUCACUGAACUUGAAAGGGUGACAAACAAAUUGGCGGCGCAGAUUGAAAAAUGCACACUGCACAACCAAGAAGACGGAAUGUUUGACCCAUCUUCCUGCAAGUAUUUGAUGGAUAGACAAUUGAAGUCUCGUAGAGUGUAUUUACGCUUUUAUGUAAUUUUAUUAGAUAAUUGUAAAAAGAUGAAUCAUAAUAUUCUACGAGCAGAAAAGCAGAUCUUGCAUAAUCAUCAAGCUGGGCUAUUCGUUAAUGGAUUCCAGAAUAAAUUCGAUAAAACUUACUGGGAAAAGACACUCAAAGAGUUACGAGAACCCUUAAUAAACAACUUCUUCCAUAAGCCGAAUGACAUUUAUAUUCAGACUUAUAUUAACCCUUAUAUUCAUUCAAUCUUCAUCUUUGUUCGGCCGAAUAUGAAUAUUUUGAAGCCUAAAACCAAGAUUUGGCUCGAGAAAGAAGCUGUCAACUCUGCUAUCGAUUGCAACUUUCGACUACGUAGUCCAACCCUGUGA